ACUAUUUGCUAGGAUUGGUUUUGACCCUUCCUCAAGUUGUUGCUUGUGUCAGAGAUACUGUUGUCAGGAUUCUGUCGUGCAAAGAGAAAGAUAAAAAUAUCUUUCUGACUCGUGCAUUUUCUCCCUUUCCCAUCCUCUUGCCAGGAACGCUGGAAAUGGAUCCCAGGCUGAUUGGAGGCAUUAGGUCGUCAGUUUGAAUCCCAGUGGUCGAGAAAGAAAUGUGGGUAAUAACUAGCUGAUGGUGGAGAAGAAAGGAACUCAAGGAGGUAUGAGAACCGUUCAUUUUACCCUGGACAUUUCCUCAAGGCUAGUUUUUCUGGAAAGCCUCCGUCUUCCUGGUUGUUGCAGGACCUGGCUGAGGAGCUGUUCCAUUUCCUCUCUGAUUCUUUCUCUUGCCUCCUGAGGACUGGCAAAGGGAAGGUCCUGGAACUUUAAAGAGCUGCAGUGUCUAUGGGAGAACCUGUAAGGAGAGAAGUCUUCUCAGUAUCACCACUUCCUCUCUACCAAGGCUCGGGCUGCUUUCCUUCGAGCAUCACACAUCAAAAGUGAAAGAAAAAACAUCUUGAGUGGCUGCUGAAAUUGGGAUUACUACCUGAUUAAGACCACAAUCAUCUAAUGUCAUUCAGUAUGAUCCAUCUGACUUUUGUACCAGCUAAACAGAAAGGCAGAAAACUCUCCAGAUGUCUUCCCGGUAAUGACGAAGUUUUUAUCCCCAAUGUCACGAAGAAACACAGUGACCUUCCCAGGACAACCUCCAAUGACCUGAAGACAUUUACCGAAGUAGCUGUGUUAAGUUUUCAUAACAUCAACUAUCGAGUAAAAGUGACGAGUGGCUUUCUUCUUGGUCGAAAAACAGUUGAGAAAGAAAUAUUAACAAAUAUCAAUGGCAUCAUGAGACCUGGCCUCAAUGCCAUUCUGGGACCCACAGGUGGAGGCAAAUCUUCGUUGUUAGAUGUCUUAGCUGCAAGGAAAGAUCCACAUGGAUUAUCUGGGGAUGUUUUGAUAAAUGGAGCACCUCGACCUGCCAAUUUCAAAUGUAAUUCAGGUUAUGUGGUACAAGAUGAUGUCGUGAUGGGCACUCUGACGGUGAGAGAAAAUUUACAGUUCUCAGCAGCUCUCCGGCUUCCAACAACUAUGACGACUAAUGAAAAAAAUAUGCGGAUUAACAGGGUCAUUCAGGAGUUAGGUCUGGAUAAAGUGGCGGAUUCCAAGGUUGGAACUCAGUUUAUCCGUGGUGUGUCUGGAGGAGAAAGAAAAAGGACUAGUAUAGGAAUGGAGCUUAUUACUGAUCCAGCCAUCCUGUUCCUAGAUGAGCCCACAACUGGCUUAGACUCAAGCACAGCAAAUGCUGUCCUUUUGCUCCUGAAGAGGAUGUCUGAACAGGGACGAACAAUCAUUUUCUCCAUUCAUCAGCCUCGUUACUCUAUCUUCAAGUUGUUUGAUAGCCUCACCUUGUUGGCCUCAGGAAGACUAAUGUUCCAUGGGCCUGCCCAGGAGGCCUUGGGUUACUUUGCAUUAAUGGGUUACCAGUGUGAGCCCUAUAAUAACCCUGCAGACUUCUUCCUGGAUGUCAUUAAUGGAGACUCCUCUGUUGUGGUAUUAAACAGACAGGACCAGGAGGGUGAAGCCAAGGAGACUGAAGAACCUUCCAAGAGAGAUAUUCCACUCAUUGAAAAAAUAGCUGAGUUUUAUGCCAACUCUGCCUUCUCCAAAACAAAAGAUGAGUUAAAUCAACUCUCAGAGGGUCAGAAAAAGAAGAGCUCAGCCUUUGGGGAGAUCACCUAUGCCACCUCCUUCUGUCAUCAACUCAGAUGGAUUUCCAAGCGUUCAUUCAAAAACUUACUGGGUAACCCUCAGGCCUCUAUAGCUCAGAUAAUUGUAACAAUCAUCUUGGGAUUGGUUAUAGGUGCCAUUUUCUAUGAUUUAAAAAAUGAUUCUACAGGAAUCCAGAAUAGAUCAGGGGUGCUCUUCUUCCUCACGACCAACCAGUGUUUCAGCAGUAUCUCAGCUGUGGAGCUUUUUGUGGUUGAGAAGAAGCUCUUUAUACAUGAAUAUAUCAGUGGAUACUACAGAGUGUCAUCUUAUUUCUUUGGAAAACUGAUGUCUGAUUUACUACCCAUGAGGUUAUUACCAAGUGUUAUAUUUACUUGUAUAAUAUACUUCUUGUUAGGAUUGAAACCAGUUGUGGAGGCUUUCUUCAUCAUGAUGUUUACCCUUAUGAUGGUGGCUUAUUCAGCCAGUUCUAUGGCACUGGCCAUAGCAGCAGGCCAGAGUGUGGUAUCCAUAGCAACACUUCUCAUGACCAUCUCCUUUGUGUUUAUGAUGAUAUUUUCAGGGCUGUUGGUAAAUCUCACAACCAUCCAGCCUUGGCUAUCAUGGCUUCAGUACUUCAGCAUUCCUCGAUAUGGCUUUGCGGCUUUGCAGCAUAAUGAAUUUUUGGGACAAAACUUCUGCCCAGGACUCAACAUAACAACAAAUAAUACCUGUAGUUAUGCGACAUGUACUGGCGAAGAAUUUUUGGUAAACCAGGGCAUCGAUAUCUCCCCUUGGGGCCUGUGGAAGAAUCACGUAGCCUUGGCAUGCAUGAUUGUUAUCUUCCUUAUAAUUGCCUACCUAAAAUUGUUAUUUCUUAAAAAAUUUUCUUAAAUCCUUCUUGAAUUUACAUGAUUUAUGUGCACAUUAAAUAGGGAGUGUCUUGAUUUAUUUUAAGCAUUCAA
Molecule: messenger RNA, 2717 nt
Organism: Lynx canadensis (Canada lynx)
Lineage: Eukaryota; Metazoa; Chordata; Mammalia; Carnivora; Felidae
Gene: ABCG2
Product: ATP binding cassette subfamily G member 2 (Junior blood group)
Cellular component (GO): membrane
Molecular function (GO): ATP hydrolysis activity; ABC-type transporter activity; ATP binding
Source: RefSeq, a predicted model, not a curated record